AAGCCUCAAGAAGAAAACUAAAAAGGAAAAAGAAAACGGACACACUGUUUCCUACUCAUCUUUUCUCCACCUCUCUCUCUUCUCUCCAAACUUCUCGAACCAACUCUCUGUAAUAACAACAAAAAGACCAAUAAAACAACCAAUCAAGAAGAUUGAUCUUGUUUCAGUUUAUUUGCUUCUUUGACUCGCUAGAUCAAUCACCACUAAAGAGUUUGUUUCAGAACAUGGAGGUAAAGAAACCCGAGUUCACGUUCGAAGACGAUGAAGACAGCAGUAAGUACGAGAACGACAGUGGCACUGAUCAAAGCGACGUCGGCGAUCUUCCUGGUGACGAUGACAAUGGCGAUGACACUUUCAUCUCCCAAAUUCAGUGGCCUCAGAGCUUUAGGGAGACGACUGAUUCUUACACGAUUGCUGCAUCACCAAUCUUCGGGUCUCUCAGGAGCAAUCCUAGUUUCUAUAGACAGAGCAGAAGUAAUCUUGAUGUUGAGUCAAAGGCUCCUUUGCUUCCUGAGAGAAAUGAAGAAUCCGACAAAGCCUCAGUUACACAAUCAGUUUGGUCUCAUAAAGGCUCAUUUGCGGAAGACUUGCCCAUUGGUGGCUAUGGCUGCAGCGUCACUCAAACCAUUUUCAAUGGGAUUAAUGUGAUGGCUGGAGUUGGACUUCUCUCAACACCUUACACAGUGAAAGAAGCUGGAUGGGCAAGUAUGGUGAUUCUUCUCUUAUUUGCUGUUAUAUGCUGUUACACUGCUACUUUAAUGAAAGAUUGUUUCGAGACCAAGCCUGGCAUUAUCACUUACCCUGACAUUGGAGAAGCUGCUUUUGGGAAGUAUGGUCGUAUUCUUAUCUGUGUGCUAUUGUACACUGAACUAUAUUCAUAUUGUGUUGAGUUCAUCAUCUUAGAGGGGGAUAACCUUACCGGGCUUUUCCCUGGUACAUCCAUCGAUUGGCUCGGGAUCAAGAUCGACUCUAUACAUUUGUUUGGAAUCAUAACUGCUCUCAUCAUUCUCCCAACUGUUUGGUUGAAAGAUCUUAGCAUCAUUUCCUACCUCUCAGCUGGUGGAGUUAUUGCAACUGUUUUGGUAGCAGUGAGCACGUUUUUCCUUGGGACAACGGGCGGAAUCGGGUUUAAUCACACUAGUAAUGCUGUGAAAUGGAAUGGGAUACCGUUUGCUAUUGGUAUCUAUGGAUUUUGUUAUUCAGGCCACUCUGUGUUCCCAAAUAUAUACCAAUCCAUGGCUGAUAAAACCAAGUUCAACAAGGCAGUGAUCACAUGUUUCAUUUUAUGUGUUUUGAUAUAUGGAGGAGUUGCAAUCAUGGGUUAUCUCAUGUUUGGUGAAGCCACCUUGUCUCAGAUUACACUAAACAUGCCAAAGGACUCAUUAUUUUCGAAAGUGGCUCAAUGGACAACCGUUGUGAGUCCGUUUACAAAAUACGCUCUCUUGAUGAAUCCACUAGCAAGGGGUAUAGAAGAGCUCUUACCUGAAAGAAUCGCAGAGAAUAUAUGGUGUUUUCUUCUUCUAAGAACAGCACUUGUUGCUUCUUCCGUUUGUUCUGCUUUCCUUAUCCCAUUUUUUGGUCUUGUGAUGGCUCUGAUAGGAUCUCUUCUCAGUAUUCUUGUGGCAAUAAUAAUGCCAGCUCUGUGCUUCAUAAGGAUAAUGGGCAACAAAGCUACAAGAACACAGAUGAUUCUGAGUUCGAUAAUUGUGGUGAUUGGGUUAGUAAGUGGGACCUUGGGGACGUACUCUUCAGUUUCAAAGAUCAUGAGGAACUAUUAAUGAUAACCCCCCCCCCCCCCCCAUUUUAAUGUUGAUGUUGAUGCUCUGAUAAUUUUUUUGAUUAAUAUUAGUUUUGACUUGGUGAUUAAUAAAGAUAGUGAAAGUUUGUCAUG
This is a messenger RNA of Raphanus sativus (radish), 1891 nucleotides long. Its product is annotated as amino acid transporter AVT1A. The transcript has 11 exons. The record is from RefSeq and is a predicted model, not a curated record. NCBI's taxonomy places the organism in Eukaryota, Viridiplantae, Streptophyta, Magnoliopsida, Brassicales, Brassicaceae. Bases 225 to 1778 code for a protein of 517 amino acids. Gene Ontology annotation, cellular component: plasma membrane.